Molecule: messenger RNA, 1389 nt
Organism: Cladophialophora psammophila CBS 110553
Lineage: Eukaryota; Fungi; Ascomycota; Eurotiomycetes; Chaetothyriales; Herpotrichiellaceae
Exons: 3
Coding region: 1-1389 (462 amino acids)
Cellular component (GO): cytoplasm; microtubule; membrane
Molecular function (GO): GTPase activity; microtubule binding
Source: RefSeq, a predicted model, not a curated record
AUGUCCACGGAAAAGGAAUUUUUGCAAUCCCGCGUUCAGGCUUCAGCGCUGCUCAACAGUCAACUUGGGAUUGACGACCUGCGCCCCCGGCUUAGCCGUGUCCUGCUCGGCCAAACUCUCACAGAACUUGCCUCUCUAGUGCGAGAUGUUGAGAGAGAAUUGACCAUCUGCAAGGCCAGGUUGAAGUCGCUCGGUGCUCCGCGGGGCUCACUCCUUGAACAACGCGCCUACCUUUUGCAUGCAAGCCAGCAGUUUGUCGAUCUCAUCAAGCAUUCCGUUCGAGGCACAUACGAGGAUGCGUUCUUUGCAAGCGCAGAUACUGACAAGGGCUACCACAAACGUCUCCGUCCUGUUUUUCAACAGAUGCUGGCUGUGUCUGCUACGAGAAUACUUGUUGAAGCGCAUGCUCAGGAGAUUGUCGUCAAAGCAUACCUUGAUUGCGUUGAGGCUCGUAUGCGCCAUAACCGAGUAUGUGAACUUCCUGGUCUGUUUAAUCUAUCAAUCGUGGACGAAUUGUUGUUUGAUCAAUCCAAACCGUGGCAGCACCUACUUCACGAAGUGGUAGGAAAACUCGUUGCUGCAGCAAGAGCUACGCUCGGGCUGGUCAUGGAGCAUAUCUCUGAUUCAGUCACUGGGGAUGGGAUAAUGAGAUACCUUAUUCGACCGAACAUGGAAGCCAUGAUCACCGGACUGCACAAAAAGGUCGAAGAGGUUCUCAGAACGCACACGAAGGGCCAUACAAUCACAUACAAUCGGUGCUUCACCGACAGUCUUCAGAAGAAGUGCCGCGAAGUUGAGCGAAAAGCAAUAGCGGAGAAAAUACAGGCAUUUUAUACAGGAAGAGUGGAUCACACUUUGGAGAACGUGUUUCGGCGAACAGUAAACAACAAGAGUACGGACACGGGGGCGCUUCUGGAUGCCCUCGUAAAGGAUACAGAGUUGGGUCUGGCUAGGUUUGCGUGCAUUGACGCGAUCAAUACCGUGAAAGCCUACUACAAGGUUGCACCGAAGAAUAUCGUCGACUCCUUCAGUAUGUACGCGGUGGAACAAUGUCUUCUUAAUGAGUUACCUGAACUCUUCAAGCCAGCCAUCGUUUUCACACUGGAUGAUGCCAUGGUAGUCAGGAUCGCUGGCGAAUCUGCAGAGUUAGUUGCUGAACGGCAAGAGCUGAACAAGAAGUUGAAAGUGCUUGAAGAUACCAUGAUCACAUUGCGGCGCUUGAGAACCGUCGGGGAAGCUAGUGAGUGUUCAUUUUUCUGUUUUCCUGUUCACAUCGAUGAUCAAGUGUUUGACGGCAGUCCGAGCGAGGAAGAAGAGAAGAGCAAUGAAGGAGAGAGGCGCAACGAAGGAGAGAGGCGCAACGAAGGAGAAGAGAGCAGCGGCCAGUAA